AGAAUGUUCUUUUUUCGAACAUUUUUUCGUUCGUUGCAGCAGCAUUUUGCACGUGUUCAUCAUGAAGUACAGUUGAAAUGUUAUGUGGGGCUGGACGGCGGGAAAUUCGUAGCUGCUAGUGCUGCAUUGCGAUCUUCUACGAGUACUUGUAGUGAGCGUUGAAAGGUUUCUUCACCGAGCUCUGACGAGGACCAAAAGAGCACAGGCCUCGCCAAACCCUUGCGGAUAAGUAACCCAGCUCCACACGAGGCGUAGUCCUCCGCGAAGAGUGUUUGUUCUCUGAGAGGACUAUGCUUUCUAUGCCGACGGAUUUUGAAGUGAGCUCAGCUUCAAACCUUGUCAUGCGUUGUUCCCCUGAGCCAUAGGCUGCGAAUGCAGCGAUCACGAACCGAACUUCAUGGCCAACCAAGUCCUGAGUAAGUUCGUUUAGACUUGUGGCACAAUGACUCAAUCGAUCGUCGUGCAAGUGGGCCAGUGUGGCAACCAAAUUGGUUGUCGUUUCUGGGACCUUGCUCUUCGCGAGCACGCCGCGAGCAAUCCACGUGGGACCUAUGAUACAGCGCUGAGCAGCUUCUUUCGCAACGUAAACCCGAACCGUCGAGUCGGCGGGCCAGCUAGCCUGCCAGUGGGCGAUGGGACGGGGAAGAUUCGGUCUCUCAAGGCGCGAGCAGUGCUGGUCGAUAUGGAGGAGAGCGUAGUGAAUGAGUUGCUGCGCGGCCAACUGGGUGAGGUGUUUGACUGUCGCCAGAAUCUGACGUCGAUCUCCGGCUCUGGAAACAACUGGGCAGUGGGACAUUACAUGUACGGUGAUAUGUACGCCGAUCAGCUGGCCGAGUGCAUCAGACGAGCGGCGGAGGAAUGCGACUGCCUGCAAACGUUCUUCUUGCUUCACUCGAUGGGCGGUGGGACUGGGUCGGGCCUGGGUACGUACGUGCUGGACCACCUACGGGAUACAUAUCCCGAAGUGUAUCGCUUUGCCCUGCCGGUGUAUCCGUCAGUCGACGAUGACGUCAUCACCUCACCGUACAACAGCUUACUGGCCACAAGUCACCUGACGGCACACGCCGAUUGCGUUCUGCCCGUCGAGAACGAGUCUUUGGGUCGUAUCACACAGCUUGUGUCGAAGAACUGCGGUGGGGGCAGUCUGGGCAGCGGCAAGUUGCAAUCCAAGUCGCGAUCGCAGCAGGGUGUACUGUCGUCAGGCGUUAGCUCUAGUCAUGGAAGUGCAGCCGAGGUGAAGUCAAAGCCGUUUGACGACAUGAAUAAUAUCGUGGCAAACCUCAUGCUGAAUCUGACCAGUUCGUCGCGGUUCGAGGGUUCCCUGAACGUGGAUCUAAACGAGAUCACAAUGAAUCUAGUGCCGUACCCACGCAUGCAUUACCUAGUGUCGAGUAUGGCACCGCUGUACUCCCUGCGCGAUGUUGGCAUGGGACCCAGGUCGAUGGACCAGGUGUUCAGCGACGCCCUGUCACGCGACCACCAGCUGAUGCACGCCGAUCCGAAGAACAACGUCUACCUGGCGUGUGCCAUGCUGCUGCGUGGCAAGGUGCAGAUGUCGGACAUUCGCCGCAACAUCGAGCGCAUGCGGCCCAGCCUGUCGUUUGUACACUGGAACGAUGCUGGCUGGAAGACGGGCUUGUGCUCGGUACCGCCGGCCGGCCAAGCUUACUCCUUGCUUUGCCUCGCCAAUAACACGUGUAUUCGGCACACGUUCCGUAACGUCCACCAGCGCUUUCGCAAGCUGUACCAGCGCAGGGCCCAUCUGCACCACUACACAACUGUUGCCGGCAUGGAAGCUGCAGAGUUUGACACUGCGUCCGAGAGCCUGCUAUCAUUGAUUGAUGAGUACGAGCAACUGGACGUGGCGUCACGGCAGCCAGAACACCUCAUACCACCUCUUCAGAUUUCCAAGUAAAUGUACUUUGACUGGAUGUAUUCUGAUAUCUUGAUUAGUCACUGCUCAUCUUGGCAGCCUUCUAUUUCUUUUUCUGAUUGCAAUGGAUGCAGGGGCAUUCACAAGUGCAGUGUAAAUGUAUUGUCAGAUUUUACUACUGAAGUACGUUUGAAUAACAAGAGACUGAUGUUGAUUUAAAGCUGUUGAGUUUCCCUAUGCCAAACCUGAUUUUAUUACUUCAAAGUAUUUGGAAGCGUCCUUCAAAAUUUUCAAAGUAUUUAAAUUAUUUUAUUUUGUAGGAUAGCAUUAUUCACGUUUAGUCUCUUCAGACCAGUUGAACAAGGUUCUUGUUGGACCACACAGCGACCAUUUAUAUUUCUUUUGUGUCAAACUUGAGCUGUUUUAGUUGAUGAAUAUUUUCACUUUGGAGUUACAGCUGUAUGUCAACACAAAUUUUGUUCGUUUCGUGAGCUACAAACUUUUGCG
Messenger RNA from Sycon ciliatum, 2380 nucleotides. RefSeq names its product tubulin epsilon chain-like. The record is from RefSeq and is a predicted model, not a curated record. Gene Ontology annotation, molecular function: structural constituent of cytoskeleton; GTP binding. Gene Ontology annotation, biological process: microtubule cytoskeleton organization; mitotic cell cycle. Gene Ontology annotation, cellular component: microtubule; cytoplasm. The transcript has a single exon. NCBI's taxonomy places the organism in Eukaryota, Metazoa, Porifera, Calcarea, Leucosolenida, Sycettidae. The coding region runs from base 443 to 1915 and encodes 490 amino acids.